CCGCGCGAGGCGUACGUCGAGAUGAUUGACGCACUGGCGGCCGAGUACGACGUGGCGACCGCCGAAGAUGACGACUACGGCGCCGUCGACCUGGACGUCCUCGACACGUACAUCGGCAGCUACAACUCGGGCGACAGCGACAUCCAAUGGAGCGCCUGCCUCGACUUCUUCAACAUCAACCAGGCCGAGUAUCAGAAGCGCGAGGCUCUGGCGUCCCGACCGGGCUCCGGCGAGCGCAAGCGCGUGCCGAUGAAGAAGCUGCCGGGCAUGACGGUUGGCCUGUUCGACUACCAGCUCAUGGGCGUGUUCAACCUGCUGCGCUUUAUCCUCAACGACGUGCCGGGCGGCCUGCUUUGCGACGAGCAGGGGCUCGGGAAGACGCAGGAGAUGUACGGCAUCAUCGCGCUCGUUCACAACCUGCGCCGCUGCAAGGCCGAGGUCAAGGCUGCGUGGAAAAAAACCGCGCCGGCUGGCAAGAAGAACGCGCCGCUCCCCAGCAAGCACAACCUAGCCGGGUCCGUGGCGAGGACGUGCCCGCUCGACGAGCGGUACGGCUUUCGGUGCUACUGCUACAACGAGCUGACGCGGGAGCUGGCCGACCGGUUGCCUGAGGGCCCCAACGUCCUCGUCGUGCCGGAACGGAGCGCCGCCUCGACGCUGCGCGACGCUAAAGCGAAGCUGGACACAAAGGUGUUCAAGAUCCGCGGCUGCUUCAGCGGAGUCGAGAAGGACGACAAGCUCGCCGCCGGCGACAUCAGCGCCUUGCGCGCCACCAUCACGGCGACGCAGGGCGGCGAUGACGGGCCUGUGCUCCAGCUCCAAGCUGCCGGCGCCGGACGCGGCGACUAUAUCAUCAUCACCGAUCCAGUUCAGGUUAACCACCGGAACACCCCGUUCGCCUUUGCGCUCAAGGCGGCCAAGUCCGCCGAAACCCCGGAUAAGAAGAGCGCGUUUGUCGUGCCUGGCAUGGUGCUCGCGGACGAGUACCACGAGCACGCAUGCCGCGAGGACUCGGCCACUCUCCCCUGGCUGGAGCAGCUCAAGGAGCUCUGCCUCGACUCGCAGCUGUCGGCGCCGCUCGCCUACUUCGUGUCGGGCACACCCCUGGACGACACGAUUGCCGACCUCCGUUCACCGCUCGCCCUCCUGGAGCAGGCGGCCUGGGGCGACGAGACCCACGCGCUCCACUGCGCCUCGUCCGCGGCCGUGGACGACCUCAUUGGCACCUUCAAGGAGGUCACCAUCCGCCAAAACCUCGGCGAGGUGGUAGAGCGAUCCGAGAUCGCCGACUGCCGCCGCCGCCUCGACCGCGUGCUUAAGCAGGUCAUGGUGCGCCGCCUCGGCACCGACAAGUUCCAGGGCCGCAACCUGACCGACAUCGGCCCGCUCAAGGUCAACAUCGUCGACCACCAGCUGCCCGCGGCGGCCCUCGCCGACCUGCAGGCUCUCGCCGAGCGCACCAGCCAGUCAGCGGCGCGCAACGCGGCAACCUGCGACAUGACCCUGCCCGAGGCCAUCCGCUGCGGCUACACCCAGCACGACCUGUACAAGCUGCGCGUGGCCUCCACCUUCCCGGGCAUCGCACGGCACCCCGAGCCGCCCUUCGCGUUCAACGACGCCGAGGCCAGCGCCAUGCUCGCGGCCGCCGGCGGCGAGGCCGCUCGCACCCCUUACUUCCCCCACGUGCCCGGUUGGGCGGCCGGCAGCCCCAAGCUGGCGACCAUCACGCGCACGAUCGCCACCAUGCUGGCGGACAACAGCCCCGUGCCGGGCGCGGCGACCACGGCCAAGAAGUACUGCAUCUUCACGCCACUCGGCGCCGAGGCGCUACUGAUCCAGUGCUACCUGCAGCACCUGCCGACGCUGCUGUACGAGGGGCAGCCGGCGGGGGCGCGGCGGGCGGCGCUGGAGGGGUUCCUCAACGCGACGACGCGCGCGGCGCCCAACGUGCUGGUCGCGUCGCUGGCGGCGGCGGGGACGGGGCUGAACCUGCAGGCGGCGCGGUACGCGACGCUGACGGGCCCGGCCUGGACCAAGCGCGCCAACCAGCAGGCCUACUACCGCAUCCACCGCGUUGGCCAGCGCGUGCCGACCCGCCUGCAGCUGCUGCUCGCCCGCUGGAACCCGGCCGAGCGCAUGAUCCUGGCUGGGUACCGCGGCGCCGCCAACCGGGUGCGCGACGGCGAGGAGGACACCUGGUGGGAGGUCGCCAAUCGGUGGUGUGUGGACGCCGAGGAGGGCGAGAACCGGGAGGACGGGAUCGUAGAGAGGCAUCAG
Messenger RNA from Thermothielavioides terrestris NRRL 8126, 2277 nucleotides. RefSeq lists its product as uncharacterized. The record is from RefSeq and is a predicted model, not a curated record. Lineage: Eukaryota; Fungi; Ascomycota; Sordariomycetes; Sordariales; Chaetomiaceae. The transcript is spliced from 2 exons. The annotation marks the transcript as partial.